Molecule: messenger RNA, 912 nt
Organism: Sodiomyces alkalinus F11
Lineage: Eukaryota; Fungi; Ascomycota; Sordariomycetes; Glomerellales; Plectosphaerellaceae
Product: Cupredoxin
Exons: 2
Coding region: 95-685 (196 amino acids)
Source: RefSeq, a predicted model, not a curated record
ACCCACACAAUCCGACCUUCCGCGUGUCCUACCUGAAGAACAAAGAACACCAAACAAAACUUUCCGUUUUUAUUACAAAAGUACACCCGCCAAAAUGUACCGCGCCAUCGCCGCCCUCGCUCUCCUCCCCGCCGCCGUCCUGGCGCAAAGCGCCUCCGAGUCCGCCGCCCCCUCUGCCACCAGCCCCGUCCCUUCUGCGGGCGAGACCCACGUCGUCCUCGUCGGCGACAGCGGCCGGACCUUCAGCCCCGACAACGUCAACGCCGCGGUAGGCGACAUCGUCGAGUUCCACUUCGUCUCCAACGGCCACUCGGUCGCCCAGAGCAGCUUCGACGCGCCGUGCCAGCCUCGGGACAACAACGCCUUCUUCUCCGGGCGCGUCCGGGGCGAGAUCUUCUCCGUUGAGGUUACCUCCGAGGACCCCAUCUGGUACUACUGCGCCGAGGGCAACCAUUGCCGCGGUGGCAUGGUUGGUGCCAUUAACGCUCCUACCUCCGGCAACACCCUCGCCGCAUACCGAGAUGCGUCCGGCAAUGCCGGACGUGGCAGCAGCCCGGGCAGCGUCCAAGGCGGCGAGCUUCGCCCCUUGGACAGCGCCGGUAUUGGAUCCCACGGCCAGAUCCGCUGGGGUCUCAUCGGUGCCAGCGCUGUCAUGGCUGCGCUCGCCGGUGGCAUGAUGCUCUAAAUUACGGGCCGCUGGCGUCUCCCCGAUAUUCUCCCCGAUAUUCUUUUCUCUUCCUUUCUCGAUUGGUUCUAUGAUACCAAAAGCGACGGCAUAAUGGGAUGAAAUCCCCCAAGUAUUGCACAGGGGUGAUGAUUCAUGUACAAUCCUACGAGGCUGUUUCUAUAUAGCGUUUCUUGUCCUUUAUUCUGGUAUUUGAAAAGCCAUAGACUUAUUUGACUCUAUCGUUG